Paramecium tetraurelia is the source of this 468-nucleotide messenger RNA. RefSeq lists its product as uncharacterized. Gene Ontology annotation, biological process: intracellular protein transport. The transcript is spliced from 3 exons. Lineage: Eukaryota; Ciliophora; Oligohymenophorea; Peniculida; Parameciidae. Gene Ontology annotation, cellular component: early endosome. The record is from RefSeq and is a predicted model, not a curated record. Gene Ontology annotation, molecular function: phosphatidylinositol binding.
AUGAUAUCAAGUAUUUCAAGUAAUUCAGAAUAAAAUCUCGACUAAAACAAUCUUCCAAUUUUAUCAUUUCUGAACAAUUAGAGGAAGAGAUCAAUCCAAUAUGUUAAAUUUAAGAUGCAAACAGUAAAAGUUUAUAAAAACUUUGCUUGCUAUCAAGUUGAGGUAAAUGAGUAAGGAAAAAUAUGGAUUAUGGAAAUACGCUAUAGCACCUUAUAGCAAUUCUAUUAAAAACUUAAGGAAUAUUAUGAUGUUAAACUAACAUUCCCUGGUAAACUUUUCUUUGGAAACUUAUGUCCAAAUAAUUUGAAAAAAAGAGCCAUCGGAAUUUAAUAGUUUUUAUAAGAAUUAGGCAGUAAUUAUUAACUCAUUAAUUCUGAAGUGUGUUCUGAAUUUCUAGCAAAGCAGCAACACUAUGGCACUCAUGUAAUCGAUCUAACUGAGUAAGAAGAAUUCGAAUUAGACGCUUGA